AUCGCGGGGACAGCAGCCAUGAAGCAGUCCCUCCGCUCGGAGCCUCAGUAACAGUGAUGAUGAGACACUUUGUUCGGCAGCUUCUUCAUGUCGCUGCAGAACAACACCAGGCUCAUUCAAUCCGCUGCUACAUGAGCUAAUAGGUUUGAAUAAUCCGGAACAAGAGGAUCGGUGGCUUCAUUUUGUUUUCCCGUUUCAAGCUGCGGAGCCAAACACAGAGAGUGUUGCUGCAGAUGGAGGAGUUCGCAAGCCGUGCUCUGGGACGGGUAACCGUGUACUCCAUCCAGGGCUGCCCACACUGUGUGCAGGCUAAGGCCACCCUCGGGCGCUUGGAGGUGCCAGUAUGUGACGUGGACUUGGGGAGGCAUCCAGAGCUGAGAGCAGCAGUGAAGGAGCUGACAGGACGCAGCACAGUCCCUCAGAUCUUCUUCAACAAUGUUCAUGUUGGCGGCAACGAUGACCUGCAGAAAUUGGCUCCCGAGGAGCUUCAGAGAUUGGUGAGUCUGGUCAAAGAGGAGCCUCUUCCAGCAGAUGCUCCACCUGUGCCAGAGAAGAGCCAAUCAGAGGACACAGGUGGAGAGAGCGAUAGAGAGUUUAUGUGUGAGAAAGAUGAGUUGGCCGACCUGGUAGAGGACCUCAAACAUGGCAGUGUUAUUGGCAGUCAAAGGAGGGGGCUGUCUGUUUACAAAAAGAGCUUCUCGGGCGAUCAGCUGGUAAACUGGCUGCAGAAAGAGAAGGGCAUGGCCAGGGCUGAGGCCUGUAGCACUGGACAGGCAUUGUUGCAGAAGAAGUACAUGGUCAGUGUGCGUGGCUGUGGGCAGCAGGAUGGCAGUUUUGGAGAAGGGGAAAACGCCAAUGAAGCACUGUACAGGCUCCUGGAGGAUGACCCUCAUUCAGCCCUCAACGCAGGACAGACUGCAGGCUGCAGUGUCAUACCGGCUGCAGAGCUCUCUCUGCUUCUGCGGGAGAUGAUUCUGAAACUGUUCUCUGAGCAUCUCUCUGCCGACGGCAAGUCUGUGGACUACAAAGGUAUGUCGGUGAACCCUGCGUUUGAGCGUUACUCUGAGCUGGCCAUUCAGCUGCAGAGGGUGGAGCUGCUGUCACUGAGCCGGGAGGAGAAGCUGGCCUUCUUCAUCAACACCUACAAUGCGCUCGUCAUCCAUGGGUUCCUACGCCUGGGGCCCCCCACCAACAUAUGGUCAAGAUACAGAUUCUUCAACUACGUGAGCUACCUGAUUGGAGGAGAAGUGUUCACAUUGCAGGACAUCGAGAACGGCGUGCUGAGAGGGAACAAAAAGGGUCUGGCACAGUUUCGAAGGCCCUUCUCCAACACGGACCCAAGGCUUCAAGUGGCUCUCCCAAAUGCUGAGCCCCUCAUUCACUUUGCCUUGAACUGUGGUGCAAAGGGCUGCCCGCCUAUUAAAACAUACACUCCACAGGACAUCGACAGUCAGCUCCGCACAGCAGCUGAAGCCUUUCUGGAGAACGACGAUGGCUGUGUGGUGGAUUCUGGGAAAAGAGAAGUGCGACUCAGUCAGAUAUUCAAGUGGUACAAGGCCGACUUUGGAGGCACCGAUGAGAACCUGCUGAAGUGGGUGCUGGAGCACAUGGGCGACUCUCCUAAGAAGACCAGCCUGCAGGGCAUCAUUUCUGCAGGCAAAACCAAGGUCACCUUCCUCCCUUAUGACUGGAGCUCCAACGGCACCCACUGAGCAUCUCACUCACAAACACACAACCCACCCAGCUAUACACUAUGUCCCUUUGCAUCUGUCUACUUUCUCCUGAGCUGCAUCUCAUUAAACAUCAUGCAAAUAUUCUUAUGCAAAACAAACUGUAAAAUCCAAAGGGACGCAUCUGCACUGAACUCCAGAAUUGUAUUUGUCUCGUACGUAUAUGUUUUUGUUUCAGGUAAUGCCAAAAACAACAGGAUGCCCAGCAAGCCUAUUUUAGAAAGCGAGACGCUCAACAUUUUCUACUGCAGCGGCAUAUUUAAUAUAAUGAAAUGCACUUCGAAUGAGUCAUUAACUUUUCAUAUUGAUAAAACUAAUGUUAAAUUAUAAACCCUAAAAAACAACACAUACACACGAUUAAAUGAUCGCAGAGAAUUCUACUGUAUUAUGAAAACCUCAAUCAUCAAUAUGGUUUUCAUGGUUUCCAGUCCCAGUCUUUAAACAUCACGUCAGCAACUCAGGACCCAUAGAUGAUCAUGAUCUUCUCAGUCCAGUUCAACACAUAUUUUAUGCUACUUCACAUGGAGAUGAUAACUUUACUGAUCCAAACACUCUGCCUUGAUAAGCCAUAUCAAAACACUUUGAAGAAACCCACUCAUUCAAAUGUAGUGGUCUGCAGAUUGUCCACAGAGCUGGUCCAGCAGCAUCUUCAGUGGUGACAUCUCUGCCUUUGUGGACUGGAUCCAGGCCCUGAAUUAAAAUACUGUGUCCGAGUUUUAAGAGACACAGAAAGAUGCACUGCUCAGACUUUUGUAUGGCCUGGAUCUGUUUUUAUCCUUAACCCCUGCUGGCAUUUUGGUUCUCUCUUUUACAUCAUAGUCCACCCUCCCUUUCUAAUCCAGGUCUUCCAUUUGAAACACAGCUGUGUUUUUUAGCACAGGUAUUUAUGAAGAAAUCUAAUAAUAUGGUGAAUAACAUAUGCCCAAGCUGCACCCAUUCAGGAUGCACUAACAAUCUACAUGUUUAUUAUCAACUCAGCUGUUUAAAUAUAUUUGUACUUUUUCACAAAGAAAAAUGUUGUCGCAAUAAUGUUCUGUGUUUGACUAUUUAUCAUAGCAUGUCUGCAAAACAAUUCAGUUUUGAAAAAUGUAUUUUGUUGCUAAAAUCUGAAGUAAUGAACACAAUUUAAUGUAGCAGUUUAAGACUUAUUUCUCUUUUAGUUUGUCACGUGUCAGUUUAGUUUCCACUAUAGACUGUAUAUAAAGAUGGACAACAUGUCUCCAUUUCCUCCCACAAUCCAGAAAUUAAGCUAAAUUACAGUAUAUUUGACUACGUUUUUUAUAUUAUCAAAUAACUAAUCAAAUCAAAAGUAAUUAGAAAAAUUAACAUGUGGACAAACAUCAGUAUGGAAAGAGCAACCUAAAAUAACAGAAACCAUCACAAAAAUGUAUUUGCUGGUCCCACCCAUUAACAUGGAGGAGGUGGUAUUUAUGGUCUAUACUGCAGCUAGCUACCAGGGGGAAAUCCAGACACUUUGGCCUCACUUUUGGGGACAUGUCGUCCAUCGUUACAGUCUAUGUUUUCCACCUAAACAUUGAAAUUUAACUGUAUUGGCAUUCCAUUUUACCUGGCCUUAAAACAAUCAGUCAUGAUGCAUUGUUCUGUGUGAUUUCCCACAAAUACUUAUAUAUAACUUAACGGUUAAAAGAAGUGUGUGACUUUGAAAAUCUUCAACUAAGCGACCUUUCCACAAUUUCAGACUUUAUCUCAGGUCAAAGGAAAAUGUGAGUGGAAAUGAUUCGUUUUUGAUGUCAGCACACUGUACGCUGCAUGUUCCUGCUUUUUUCAGUUUCACCUCAUUCUGCUCUCUGUUUUACUGUUUUCUUUGUUUGCAAAGAAUUGUAUCCUGUCUUACACAACUGCACAUUUCUGCACAUGUUACCGUACAUUAGUUUCUGUCUAGGCUAAAAGCAUCACCAAAGCAAAA
Paralichthys olivaceus (Japanese flounder) is the source of this 3657-nucleotide messenger RNA. RefSeq lists its product as uncharacterized. Gene Ontology annotation, molecular function: electron transfer activity. Gene Ontology annotation, biological process: cell redox homeostasis; intracellular signal transduction. NCBI's taxonomy places the organism in Eukaryota, Metazoa, Chordata, Actinopteri, Pleuronectiformes, Paralichthyidae. The record is from RefSeq and is a predicted model, not a curated record.